AUGUCUUCAGAUACGAUAUCAUCGGUUUCUAAGGGAUGCUUUGCGUACAAGGGAAAAGUUGCAAGAGCAAAUCGGGAAGAUUACAUAAAUGUAUCUAAUGACAAAUUCAUCAAGAGCCGCUUUAAGCUGUGUAACCAGCUGCAGGAAGAUCUGCACAUCAGGAUAGGUAUUUUGAGGUCUGAUCUGAACUCAAAGAUAUUUGAUGAUUUGGUGGCAUUCGCUGCCUCCUACAAUGCCACAGAGGAUAAGUACAAAGGCAGGUCCAUCGAAGAAAUUCUCACAGCAGUCCUCAUCACUGGUGUCAACACCCCGGACCAUGAUAUCAUGUUUUCUAAUUUAGACAGCAUGCUGAAGGUCAAGGUGACCCCCUUGGUAGCUCGUAUCAAGUCAACAGAUUGUUCUCGUGUUGCUACAUUAAUCAAAAAUAUUUUCCAGCAGUUGGCAAAUGUUUCCAUGCCUAUGGAUGAUGAAGAUGAUAAUGGAGAAAAUAGUAUUGAAGAUUGUCCCGACGGAGAUAAGAAUGAUCUUGAAAGUAGUCCCGUGAAAUUGAAAUGGACUGAUUAA
Molecule: messenger RNA, 564 nt
Organism: Candidula unifasciata
Lineage: Eukaryota; Metazoa; Mollusca; Gastropoda; Stylommatophora; Geomitridae
Source: the annotation of a GenBank genome assembly